This is a messenger RNA of Linum trigynum, 2290 nucleotides long. NCBI's taxonomy places the organism in Eukaryota, Viridiplantae, Streptophyta, Magnoliopsida, Malpighiales, Linaceae. The record is from the annotation of a GenBank genome assembly.
GGUUAAGAGAAAAAGACUCCCACCACUCCUCUCUCUUUCAUCACUUUAAAUUCCCCCAUGAUUUUCUCCUCCAUUUUCUCAUGAAAUUCAAACCGAGUUCUCAGAACCCGCAAUCCGCCGCCUAACCGAGACGAAAACGCUACGCAAAUGAACCAGCAGCCGCCGCCGCCGCCGACGGAAGCGGCGCCGGAAAAGGCGCAACAGAGAUCCUCCUCCGUGGGCGGAUCCCCAGCGUGCGCGGCUUGCAAAUACCAGCGCAGAAAAUGCGCACCGGACUGCCCGCUCGCCCCGCACUUCCCUCCCAGCCGCCACAAGGAGUUCCACAACGCCCACAAACUGUUCGGGGUCAGCAACAUGCUGAAGAUCACAAGGGAACUCAGCCCCGGCCGCCGCUCCCUCGCGAUGAAGACCAUCAUCCACCAGGCCAACGUCCGUGCCCUCGACCCCGUCGGCGGUUGCUACCACGUCAUCCUCGGGCUUCAGCACCAGAUCAAAUCGAUGGAGGCCGAGCUCGACCUCGUCCUUCGCCAGCUCUCCUAUUACCAAGCACAUGCCGCUGCCGCUGCCGUGUUCGCUCCUAAUGGACCUGACGACGAGUUUAUUGGUCUACAGUCCUUGCGGGAAGAGAAAUCGUGUUUGGAUCGGGAUGCGUACAAGGUGUUUGAUGAUUUGUCUGUGAAGAUUGAGAACCACGACGUGGAGUCGUUGAGUUGUACUGCGCCUCUUGGACACGGUAAGGCAGCCUCCGCGCUGUUACAAGAGCACCACUAUCUUCAAUUCAAGCCAACGUACGUUGAUUCUCGUAGACUCUGAGCGGGAAGAGAGGGUUGGAUUGCUUUCCAGUAGUGUUAAUUCAGUGGUAAAAAUUAGGUUAGAUUGGUCAGUCUAACUGUCAUUGUUGCGUUCAUGGAGUUUUUGGUGUUUCUGGGGGUAAUGGCGUAGUGCAUAUAUGAGUUUGCGAAUUCGGAUACAUACUUUGAUUUGUUCUUUCUUGCAUUGGGAGUCUCCUUUAACAGCCAAUUCAACCUCCGUAAAUACAUUGAUCGAAAGCGUGCCUGAUUGACUGAACACAUAUGAUAAGGCCAGAAUCCUUGGACGAAUUCAGUGUGUUGCAGAGUCAUUGAGCCGCUGAACCACAUUCAGGGCGGGAUAGGUUCAAAUCUCCAGAUCGUGACUGUUAUUUUUAUAAGGGUUAAUACCCUAGUUUGGCCCGAAGUUUAGCGUAAAUGACAGUUCUGGCCCCAUUUUUCAAAUAAGACAUUUAUGGCCUACUUUUGAAAUUAUUGGACAAAUUUGGCUCGAAACUUUUAUUGACUGUUAAUAUUAACGGUCAAACAUCUAUUCCGUUAAUGACUCAGCAUCCAGCGCUGAAGUGGCAAUGAUGUGGCUUCCAUGUCGGUUUAUUUUAUCUUUUUUUUAGUCUGUUUUAGUUAUAAAAAACUUGAAAUAAAAAACUCAACAAAUAAUUCUUAGAUAACAAUUAUUUCGUACCCAGAAUCCCCUUCCCGAAACAAUUCUUCAUCCUCCGACCUUCCAUCGCGGUCGCCGGUCGGCAACGAUUACAAAUUUACAAUCCAUCUGGGAGCGCUCUCCAUCUGCCUCAUCAUCAGCUACUGCAUCGCUCUAUUGGUCGUCUUCCGGGUCCACUCUUCUGAGCUCUCCCCACCACCACCGUCAACGAACGGACCACCGCCGCUGCAGCCGCUCGGCCUAAUUUAGCCCAACAGAAACGACCCCACCGUGUCCAAAAUCGUCGACACUCUACUCUCUCGAGGCAACUAAUCCAUGGUACCCGACCUCGUAUCCAAGUUCGCGGCUGUGGGACUAUUCGACCUACCGGUACUGCGAUUCGGAGAGGGUCGGGGUGCGGAUCGUUACGUCGAGGGUGGACCGGGAGCCUUCGGCGAACGAGGCCGUCCCCUAAGCCACGGAUCCGUCCGGCGGACCUGCAGCAUAGAGAGCGAGAUUCGGAUCGGGACCUGGAUAAAUGUGAGGGCGGAGGUCCCCGAUUGGAAUCUAUAUGACGGGCGCGUGGUGGGGCUAUCGUCAAUAUUCAUCUUCCCAUCGGUAGCCCCUGCAUCUGUCAUCUUCAAUCGUCAAUCGCCCGUGAGUAUACUAUCGGAAAGAAGAUUAGGGAUUUUAUCAGCGAGGGUGAUAGUUGCUGAUGAGAGUCAAGAGAGAAGAAGUUUAGGGAUUUUGACCGAAAUUACUUUAUGGUUUUGAAUUUGUUGCUUUGUUUCAUUUUGUUUUCAAUUUUUUUCAGAAAAGUAAAUAAAUAAUUAUUUAAUGA